Messenger RNA from Meloidogyne enterolobii, 284 nucleotides. Lineage: Eukaryota; Metazoa; Nematoda; Chromadorea; Rhabditida; Meloidogynidae. The record is from the annotation of a GenBank genome assembly.
GGAUAUCGUGGAUUAAAGGGAUUAAAUGGAAUUGAGAGUGAUACGUGUAAACAAGAGAAGUAAGAAUGCCAUAAGCAAUUGAGAAGGAUAUCAGGGUAUGAGGUUUUAUGGGAGAUAGAGAAAUUUGGGGUUGGCUUAGCCUGGGUGUAGAGAAAUUUAGGAUUAAUCUUAGAUGUGGAGGAAUGGCAAUUUUAAGGAAUGGCAAGCAAUAUGAAGGAACGGCAAGCCAAUUCCUUAAUUCCUUAAAACACGUAAUAUCACCCCGGCUGUUUAUUCUACAUUAA